GCAGCGGGAGGAGGAGGAGGCGGGGGCCGGGACAUAACCGAGGAGGAGGAGGGAGAGGGCUCGGCAGCUGCAGUGCUCAUCCCCCCGUACACGGCGAGCAUCCCCCGGAAUGCUGGGGAGCCCGGGGUCCCUGAGCGCGCCCCUGAGCUGAGCCCCGGGCCCCCCGGAGCCCCGUCUUCACAGCUUGUGUGCAGGGGCCGCGGUACGUGCAUGUCCACGGGGGGGAGAUUUAACUUUGACGAUGGGGGGUCUUACUGCGGCGGCUGGCAGGACGGCAAGGCGCACGGCCACGGCAUCUGCACGGGUCCCAAGGGCCAGGGCGAGUACACGGGCUCCUGGAGCCACGGCUUCGAGGUGCUGGGCGUCUACACCUGGCCCAGCGGCAACACCUACCAGGGCACCUGGGCGCAGGGCAAGCGCCAUGGCAUCGGCGUGGAGAGCAAGGGCAAGUGGGUGUACCGGGGCGAGUGGACCAACGGCUUCAAGGGGCGCUACGGGGUGCGGGAGUGCGCGGGCACCGGCGCCAAGUACGAGGGCACCUGGACCAACGGGCUGCAGGAUGGCUACGGCACCGAGACCUACUCCGACGGAGGUACUUACCAAGGUCAGUGGGCGGCAGGAAUACGCCAGGGCUAUGGAGUGCGCCAGAGCGUCCCAUAUGGAAUGGCUGCCGUUAUCCGCUCCCCCCUUCGGACCUCUAUAAACUCCCUCCGCAGCGAGCACACCAACGGGACGGCGAUGCAUCCGGAUGCCUCCUGCGGGGUGGCGGGCAGCCCGGCUGUCUCUCGAGGGGGGUUUGUGUUGAUGGCCCACAGUGACGCUGAGAUGUUAAAGAACAAGAAGAAGGGAAUCUUCAGGAGGUCCAUCCUCAGUGGCCUGAAGCUGCGCAAGUCCGAAUCAAAGAGCUCCCUCGCCAGCCAGCGGAGCAAACAGAGCUCGUUCCGCAGUGAAGCCGGCAUGAGCACCGUGAGCUCCACCGCAAGCGACAUCAACUCCACCAUCAGCCUGGGCGAGGGCGAGACGGAGCUCUCGGUCAUCGAGGAUGACAUCGACGCCACCACCACCGAGGUCUACAUGGGGGAAUGGAAGCACGACAAGCGCUCGGGUUUUGGCGUAAGUCAGCGCUCGGACGGUCUGAAGUACGAGGGGGAGUGGGCCAAUAAUAAGAGGCACGGGUACGGAUGCAUGACUUUUCCUGAUGGGACGAAGGAGGAAGGGAAAUACAAGCAAAAUGUCCUGGUGAGCGGCAAGAGGAAGAACCUGAUCCCUCUCAGAGCCAGCAAGAUCCGGGAGAAGGUGGACCGGGCCGUGGAGCAAGCCGAGAGGGCCAGUAACAUUGCCAAGCAGAAAGCCGAGAUCGCAGCCUCCAGGACGUCACAUUCCAGGGUGAAGGCUGAUGCAGCUGCCGCAGCGGCUCUCAAGGCGCAGGAGGAAGCGCAGAUCGCCAGGAUUGCUGCCAAAGAGUUCUCUCCAUCCUUCCAGCACCGGCAAAAUGGGCUAAAGUGCCAGAGGCCAAAGCACCAGAACUCAUGUGAUGACAUCGAGGUCAUCUCAACGGAGACGCCACCACCACAGGACAGCCCAGAACUGUACCGGAAAGGGACAACGCCGUCAGACGUGACACCAGACGACAGCCCCAUGAGAAGCCCCCUCUGCAGCCCGCCGUCCACCCCGCCCCCACCGCAGCCAGCACCCAAGUCUAGGAAUAAGAGCGCCCACUUUUCUAGACAGUUGUCCGUGGACGAGGACCGGGGAGUGGACAUUCAGAUGCUGCUGGAGGGACGGGCCGGGGACUAUGUGAGGCCCACCAGCUGGGUUGAGGUCGGUGGGAGCAGGGUCGGGAUGUCUGCAGGGAGCCCGCUGGGCCCUUGUUCCAUCCCUGAAGACCUCAUGAUGAAGAGCACCGGCCACAAACACGUGGUCUCCAACCACAAGCCAAGAGAGCGGUGGGCCGACUCCCCGACCACCGUCUCGUGGACUUCCCAUAGGACCCACAACCACAGUCCUGGCGGGAACAAGCUCCUGGAGGUGGACGAGGAAAAGCUCAGCAACUACGAGAUGGAGAUGAAGCCGCUGAAGAGGAUGGAUUCUUAUAUGCAAGAGAUUCACACCCAAAAAAGACAUUACAGCAAAGCCGGGCCCCGGAACCCAGUCGAGGGCCACCACCUAGAGGACCGCAUGUAUGGAGUCCAGAGACUGAGGUCCAAACCUCAGAACAAGGAGAACUUGAGGCCACCAGCCUCCGCCGAGCCCGCCGUGCAGAAACUGGACACCUUGCGGUUUGGAGAGAAAGGGGAGUCGCGACUCCUGAGGCGAGACUUAACCCUUUCCCCGCCACAGAAAUCUUUACCUGUUGCACUAGAAUCUGACGAGGAGAAUACAACGGAGCUCAAACCCACGGGCUCUGCCCCCAUCCUGGUCGUCAUGGUGAUUUUGCUAAACAUCGGAGUCGCCAUUUUGUUUAUUCACUUUUUCAUUUGACGGAAAUUGCUCCAAUGUUUGCAAAAAA
Molecule: messenger RNA, 2509 nt
Organism: Bufo bufo (common toad)
Lineage: Eukaryota; Metazoa; Chordata; Amphibia; Anura; Bufonidae
Gene: JPH3
Product: junctophilin 3
Exons: 5
Coding region: 211-2481 (756 amino acids)
Biological process (GO): regulation of synaptic plasticity
Cellular component (GO): junctional membrane complex; plasma membrane; endoplasmic reticulum membrane
Source: RefSeq, a predicted model, not a curated record